UUAUACUUUGGUGAAAGUUUGAUUUUUCUGUGUUGAGAUUUGCAUUGAUUCCCAUCUUUUUUGCAUGAUUCAACUCUUUUUUGAGGCUUGAAUGGGAAGAAAGAUUUAAUUUUUUUGGGAAGAGUGUUGAUUGUGAAUACUCCAUGAUUUGUUAUAUGAUGAUGGUGAUGAGUCUUUUGACCACGAAAAGAGAAAAUUAGAAAAAGUGAAAUUAGAGAGAGAAGGUUUGCCCUUUGACAGCGAGCAUUAUAGCUCUUUCCGGGAAUUUUCAAAUUUUUUCUUUUUCACAUCUCUCGUGUGUAGUUGUUAGAUGUAAUGUGCUUUCUUGAAAGGCUGUUGAUGUGGAGAUUUUGGAGAGUCUUUUUACAAAGGAUUUGUGUCAUUCAAUAAUUGGGUCAUUUGAGAGGAGGUGUUCAACAAAAUGCCUAUGUAUCAGCCUUCAAAGAGAGAUGGGCUGGUUGGGUUUGAGGGUGGGCAUAUCUUAGAUCUGGACACUGCCGUCAAAAAUGGAGUCUUGGGCGAAGUUGCAGUUGGGGGUUUUGGUGGAGGGGUAGGAGAAAAGUUGGAUCUGAAGAAAAUGAUAGAAGAGCUAAAUUUACCCGAAGUUCCACCAGUGUUUAUUUGUCCCAUUUCUCUUGAACCAAUGCAAGACCCUGUGACUCUUUGCACUGGGCAAACCUAUGAGAGAUCCAACAUUCUCAAAUGGUUCAGUUUGGGGCACUACACUUGUCCCACUACAAUGCAAGAACUUUGGGAUGAUACAGUAACUCCAAACAGGACCCUUAAUCAUUUAAUCUAUACUUGGUUCUCUCAGAAGUAUUUGCAAAUGAAGAAAAGAUCUGAGGAUGCACAGGGAAGGGCAACAGAGCUUCUCAAUACCCUGAAGAAGGCAAAAGGUCAGGUUAGAAUACAAGCCCUUAAGGAACUUCAUCAAGUUGUGAAGGAUCAUGCCACUGCUAGGAAGUCUGUGGUUGACGAAGGUGGAGUUGUUCUUCUUUCAGCUUUACUUGGUCCCUUUACUUCGUAUGCUGUAGGCUCUGAAGUUAUAGCAACUCUUGUGAACUUGACUCUAGAUUCUGAGUCGAAAACGAAUUUGAUGCAGCCUGGAAAGGUGUCAUCAAUUGUCGAUAUUUUGAAUGAAGGAUCUAUUGAAACAAAAGUCAAUUGUGUUAGGUUAAUUGAAAAACUGAUUGAAGAGAAGGAUUUUGAAGUGGAAAUUCUCUCUAGUCAUAGCUUGUUGGUUGCUUUGAUAAGACUGGUGCGAGAUAAGAGACACCCAAACGGACAUUUAUCCGGGCUUGGCCUUCUCAAAUCAAUUUGCUUACACCAUCAAGUUAGGAAUUUGAUUGUGAGAAUUGGUGCUAUUCCUCAAUUGAUGGAACUGUUAUCUGGCUUGAGUCCAGAUAGCUUGGAAUUAGCUCUUUUCAUUUUGGAUGUCCUGUCGUCUGUCCCUGAAGGUAGACAAGCUUUGAAGGAUUGUUCGUACACUGUACCGAUUAUGGUCAAACUACUUAUGAGAGUUUCAGAAAGCUGUACAGAAUAUGCACUUUCGAUCUUGUGGUCUGUGUGCAAACUCUCCCCUGAUGAAUGCCCAUUAAUAGCCGUGGAUGCCGGUCUUGCAGCAAAGCUUCUUCUUGUCAUCCAGAGUGGUUGCAGUCCAACACUGAAGCAACGAGCUGCUGAGCUUUUGAAGCUCUGCAGUCUGAAUUAUUCAGAUACUAUCUUCAUUUCUAAGUGUAAACUGACCAGAACAAUCCAAUGAAGACAAACCUUGGUUGUUCCUGUACCCACAUCAGCUCCUUUGUUAAUGGUCAAAAGGAGGCGAAGGCCUUUCAGAGUUGAAGGGUUCAAGCUACGGUCUCAGGUUAUUCGACAAGUAAUAUGCAAAAUGUGGUGUCGAGAUUUGAAUUCGGUUUCCCAUAUGUAUUACUUUCUGUUAGCAAAUCGAGAUACAUGAAGAGACAUAAUUCAUGUAAAUGUAAGGGCACACCCUGCUUUGUUGAACAGUUGGCUCUGGCAUAAGUUUCUUAAUAAGCACUGGAAAGUACGAAUGGUUGUGAAACCGAGCUCUAAAAAUGGUUUCAUUUGUAAAGGGAUAAAGAAAGCCUGGAAAGGUGCAAGUUACUUUGUAUCCAGACUAUACUUACAACACCGAAUUGAGCUUGCAAUUUCAAUUGUAAUCGUUCAGCAGCUGCUUUCAGGAAUCUCUUGUGAAUCUCUUGUCCAAUGGAUUCGAGGUCCUUGAUAUUUCGUCUCGACUAUGUAUAAGUUUUGUUUUGGCCUUGUAGAGUGUAGAAAAAGGUUGCUAUUUGGCCGUUUAACAUCCAUUCAAUAUGCACAUUAAUUUCCAAUUUCUGCUCAUUUUGAUAUUAUUUGCACAGUUUCAAAAUUUUGUGUUAUCUGCUCCCCUUUAUGGUUCUA
Molecule: messenger RNA, 2421 nt
Organism: Olea europaea var. sylvestris
Lineage: Eukaryota; Viridiplantae; Streptophyta; Magnoliopsida; Lamiales; Oleaceae
Product: U-box domain-containing protein 30-like
Exons: 1
Coding region: 422-1762 (446 amino acids)
Biological process (GO): protein ubiquitination
Molecular function (GO): ubiquitin protein ligase activity; protein binding
Source: RefSeq, a predicted model, not a curated record